Carassius gibelio (silver crucian carp) is the source of this 1345-nucleotide messenger RNA. Its product is annotated as sterile alpha motif domain-containing protein 13-like. The transcript has 5 exons. Bases 306 to 599 code for a protein of 97 amino acids. Gene Ontology annotation, molecular function: protein binding. The record is from RefSeq and is a predicted model, not a curated record. Lineage: Eukaryota; Metazoa; Chordata; Actinopteri; Cypriniformes; Cyprinidae.
UUUCCCAUCAUUCGAAACUACAUUACCCAUAAAGCCCCGCGCCUGCAUUAGUCGGAAUGUGCUGGGGGGAAAAAAGCGUAAUAUUGUUUCAAUGAUCGAGAAUCAGUAACAUUCAAACAAUCUACAUAAAACAUCUGUUAAAUUGAAUCAAUUUUCUAAGUUUAUUUCUAAACGUCUGUGGAUUUCUGGAAGAUGGGGCAGCUCUACACAGCAGGAGACUGAUGAGGAGGGAAUGAGCAGGACACCAGGAAACAACUCACAUCUGAUGGAAAAGAUUAGUCUCACCUCUCUGACAUACAGCAGUCAUGGAAACCAAGGAAAAUGGAUCAGUGGACACCAAAAGUUCUGUGGAGAAUGGGCAGGUCUCUGAUCCAGCCCACUGGGCCGUAGCAGAUGUGGUCAAUUAUUUUAAAGCCACAGGGUUUGAGGAGCAAGCCAACGCUUUCAAGGAUCAGGAAAUCGAUGGCAAAUCCCUUUUAUUAAUGACUCGAAAUGACGUUCUGACCGGACUGUCAAUAAAACUGGGUCCUGCACUGAAGAUCUAUGAGUAUCACGUCAAGCCUCUCCAAACCCAGCACUUAAAAAGUAAUGUCUCGUAGCUGCUGCAGUCACAUGGAUGCAUGGAAGACAAUCACAGCAGGGUAACUGCAGGCAGAACUAAUACGUUUUAUCCAUCUUAAUAAAGAAACAUGGGGAAUUUAUUGCUUUUAAGGUCUCAUUCUGCUGUACAGGUCUAUCUACUGUUUUUAGUUUGCCUACGUUUUAACAUGUUCGUUCAGAUUUUACCUUCACUUUGUGUACUUGUACAUAAAUCAUUACAGCUUUUAAGAUUAAAUGCUCAGUUUAAUAACAUGAUCUGUGAUGUAAAAUGAUAAAUGGAACACUAUUCUUGAAGAUGUUUCUGUGUAACGCAUGAAGUACUUUUGAAUAGAAAUGAGCGGGAGAUUGCCGUGUGAUUUUUAUUAGUUUGUUGGUGUUUAUUUUUCCUUUUUGUUUUUCUGGUUUUUAAUAGAUAAAAAGUGUAUUGAGAUAACAGCACAAAUGAUCAAGUGUCUGAAAAUGAUGUAUUUGCUGUGGUUUACAGCUAUUAAUGCUCAACGCAUUAGGGCUUUGUUUGCAGGAAUCCUGUCAGAAUGACAGUGCUUUGUGCUGCUAUAAAUUCAGUUUAUUUAUUUCAUUCUGUAACUAACAAUGUGAUUCCUGAUCAGUUGGUGAAUUGUUGUUUUUGAAAGCCAGCACAACACUGUAAGUCUACAGCGGUUAGUGAAACCGGGUGUUUUAGAAGAUGAAACAAAAGUGAGUGUAGACUGCAAUAAAUGGUGCUUUUUCAGACUGCUAAAAAAUC